Molecule: messenger RNA, 1059 nt
Organism: Talaromyces proteolyticus
Lineage: Eukaryota; Fungi; Ascomycota; Eurotiomycetes; Eurotiales; Trichocomaceae
Exons: 2
Coding region: 1-1059 (352 amino acids)
Source: RefSeq, a predicted model, not a curated record
AUGUCACUCUAUAAAGACUCGCUGUGUGAGGACAGAACUCUCAGAAUCACAGAAGGAGAACUUCGCAGACAUGACAAAGUUACUUCAAUUGGAGAAGCUGAUCAGGCAAUCACGUUUGACAGUCGCCAAAAUAGCCUAUUUUCAGACGUAGACUUCUAUGGUCUGUUUUCAUACACAGAGAAUGACUCGUUGUCUACGUUCCUGGUGGAUGAUCUGGUGCGAGAAGACCACUUCGCGCCAUCUGUUUCUGCGAGCGUGGAGUCUUAUACAGGAUUGCCCUGCACGCAUCUGCCUCCCGCUCAAUCAUCUCAAGAUGGCAUUCAAACAGCACCUAAAUUAGCGUCAACUCCUUUUAUGGGAUUAGAAUCUGUGAAUAUCCUUCAAAAGCUUGUCAACAUUCAGUUGCGCCUGACAAAUUUGGUUCAAUCACUAUCGACUAGCUCAAACAUCCCCGAAAAUAUUGAGGAUGUUUAUCGCAUCAUUGAAGCGUUGACUUGCGUCUUGGACGAGCUUAAUGGCGGGGACUCGGUAUGUCGACAGCGACCAUCAUCGCCUUCGAAUGGAGCAGCCGUUCUGCUUUUCUCUAGUUGCUAUUAUAGCCUAAUAGAAGCAUGUGGGCACUUUGUUCACAUGCUACAGCUAGAUUUACAAGGAUCACGAAAGUCCAGUGCUUCAUGUGAUAAUCUGUCCAGCCCUAUAUGGUGUACAGGUCCACAAUCUGAUAAUCCGGAAAGUGCAUUGUCCAUUAGCGUUGGAGCGUUUCGACUAGCAAUGCCUAGAAGAGCCCUGGCUGAAAUCAACUUGCACCUGGUCAAGCAGACCCUGCAAAACUUGCGAAGUUCUAUGCAACGGUCUGGCUAUAAUAGCUUUACUGGGCUGCGGCCAAUUUCACGAGCCAGAACCCCGGUGAGUAUCGAGGAGAAUGGGGACUUGCCACAUACGGACUCAGUCAACUCGAAUUCACUGGCUGGUCUAGUGGAAACAGCUCUUUACGAUCUAAAACAAAGAGAGAAAGAGCUCUUCGAUGUACUCGAAAUGGCGAGCAGAAGUGACGAAUAG